Molecule: messenger RNA, 1181 nt
Organism: Myripristis murdjan (pinecone soldierfish)
Lineage: Eukaryota; Metazoa; Chordata; Actinopteri; Holocentriformes; Holocentridae
Gene: timm21
Product: translocase of inner mitochondrial membrane 21
Exons: 6
Coding region: 315-1079 (254 amino acids)
Biological process (GO): protein import into mitochondrial matrix
Cellular component (GO): TIM23 mitochondrial import inner membrane translocase complex
Source: RefSeq, a predicted model, not a curated record
CUCAAUCUCCCAUGAUUCCCGAGGAAAGCGCCUCGCGACGACAACAGUAGGCGCCUCUAGGACGACUGGACUGGCGGAGCAACACGGCAUGUUUAUGUCAAAGUUGUAGUUUGUGCGUUCAUGUCAUGUGUGUCAACCAAUUUGUACAUUAGUAAUGUUAAAGAUUAUGUGAGCUACGAGUUAAACGUUGCAUGUUAGAGGUUUUAUUGACCGCGAUAGAAAAAUACGUCAACUGAGCUCGCUGGCUAACGUCGGAGUUCAAGCUAACGUCCGGCGUUAAGUUCACAGAGGACAGAGGCUUUCCCCGGUUAAUCAUGGCUUACUCCUUGAUAUUUAAAACCGCACACCGACAUUUGCAGCAGACGGCAACACUGUGCGCCGUGCAGGCAUGUCGACUCCCGCAGGUCAGCUUGCUCUGUCACAAGCAGAGGGCUUUCUCCUCCACAUCGUCAACAAGGCUGACUCUCCUCAGAGGACCCGAGGCUCCUCCAUCCGUCCUGGACUGCUUGAUCCGGCCGCAGCGGCGGGGCAUCUGCCUGCACUUCAGAGCCAGGAGUAAAAACAGCCCCGAGGACAGAGAGGGAGGGCAGGCGUCCGUUUCCAGGUAUCAGAGUGGGACCCCGAAGCCCUCAGCUGCACAGAAAGUAAAGGACGCUGGCAGAGAUUUCACCUACUUGAUAGUUGUACUCAUCGGGCUUGGAGUGACAGGUGGGCUGCUGUAUGUGGUGUUCCAGGAGCUUUUCUCCUCAUCAAGUCCUAACAAAAUCUAUGGCAAGGCCUUUGACAAAGUCAGGCUACACCCAGAGGUGAUUGGUGCAUUUGGGGAGCCAAUCAAGUGUUAUGGCGAGACUACCCGUCGAGGAAGGAGGCAGCAAGUCAGUCAUUUGGAGUACCUGAAGGAUGGGCUGAAGUACAUGAGACUGAAGUUUUACAUCGAAGGCUCAGAGCCAGGCCUUAAAGGAACUGUUCAUUCAGAAUCUAAAGAGAAUGCUGAAAGUGGAAAGUAUGAGUUUCGUUACAUAUUUGUGGACAUAGACACCUACCCAAGACGGACCAUCAUCGUGGAGGACAACAGAUAAAAAAAAAAAAAAAAAGAUAAUGCACUCAACCAGUUCAAAGUGUUACUUUCCUGACAAAAAAUGAGGGAAAAUCUGUCUGUAAAAGACAAGUUUGUGUUGUUG